Molecule: messenger RNA, 1750 nt
Organism: Microdochium trichocladiopsis
Lineage: Eukaryota; Fungi; Ascomycota; Sordariomycetes; Xylariales; Microdochiaceae
Product: Met-10+ like-protein-domain-containing protein
Exons: 2
Coding region: 275-1705 (476 amino acids)
Biological process (GO): mitochondrial tRNA methylation; tRNA N1-guanine methylation
Cellular component (GO): mitochondrial matrix; cytoplasm
Source: RefSeq, a predicted model, not a curated record
CUUGACGAUUCACACCUGCCGUAGCAGAAUUAUGCUGAAAUUUUGAACUUCAGGCCACCUUCCACGGGUCCUGGAAUCUGAGCAGGAUCACGUCCAGAACAGAACGUGCAUGAGAAAUUCAUAGCGGCCACCUUCAGGGACGCAACACAGAUGGCAGUAUGAUCACUUCGCGCGCUUCGUCGCCUGCCAUCCUCUCACUUGACAAGCCCAAGACCACAAAGCUAACCAGAAUGAUUCACAGCACCAACCAGGCGGCUCAGCAGAGACUGGAACCAUGCUGGCCUUCCGCCCCCCAGUCGUGCGGUCUGCCGCUGGUGUCCUCGACCGGGCUCUCUUCUCAAAGACAGUCCGACUGGCUGCAGCGGCAGUUGAGGACAAGACAAAGAUUGCAAAGUGGCGCAGGACGCUCGAGAAGGCCAACGAGAUGCUCGUCGUGGACCGCCUCCAGGCAAUCCGGCCACAUCCAGACCCUGCAAUGGCCGCCAAGGGCUCAAAAUGCUUGCUUCUUGAUACCGCGAUCAAGCACGACAACCCAGAGACUUGGGGCCCGUGUCUCAAGGAAGCCGUGAGCCAACAAGAAGUGGGCGUCGUCCCAUUCGACCUCACUCUGCAAUACGACUACUGGAGCUACGAGGACGUAAUGUCCUCGCUUAUCCCUCCGGAGGCCAUUGACGUCCAUGAUGGCAUCCCAGUUGGCUUCAACACAGCUGGACAUGUGGCACAUCUGAAUCUGCGUGAUGCAUAUCUUCCGUACAAGAAGCUUAUUGCAGAGGUACUCGUCGACAAGAACCCAAACAUCCGCACGGUCAUCAACAAGACGGCUGAUGUCGGCAAUGAGUCCGAGUUCCGCACUUUCUCGUACGAAAUCCUGGCUGGCGAUCCAGAUCUCAACGUAGAGGUGCGCGAGAACGAGUGCACAUUCCGCUUCGACUACUCGAAAGUGUACUGGAACAGCAAGCUGCAUCGCGAGCACACUCGCCUCAUCGACAUGUUCCAGCCGGGAGAGGUCGUUUGCGACAUCAUGGCCGGCAUCGGUCCGUUCGCCGUGCCGGCAGGGAAAAAAGGCGUGUUCGUAUGGGCAAAUGACUAUAAUCCGGAAAGCUUCAACUGCCUCGAGGAUGCCAUCAAACGCAACAAGGUGUCACAAUACGUGCGACCAUUCAAUCGUGAUGGCAAAGUUUUCGUCACUGAAGCCGCGGACUCGGUCUUUGCAGCUUUCCAGAACGGCGAAAGUGCGCUGCAUGAGCCCUCGAGGAAGGAUAAACGUGACCGUAGGCGAGAUCUUGCGAACGCGGCCAACCCCAGUGUCACGCCACCAGCGCCGAGGCCCGAGCCGAAGAGCACACCCAUACCAGCCACAAUUUCGCACUUCGUCAUGAACCUCCCCGCUUCAGCUAUCAGCUUCUUGCCCAGUUAUCGAGGGCUGUACGUUGGCAAGGAGGAGCUGUUUGAGCCUCAUACGAGCACCAAGCUGCCCAUGGUCCACGUCCACUGUUUCGCACCGAAACAGGUGGACAGCGACGCACCACUGUGGGAUGUCUGUGAACGUAUCUCAACCGAGCUGGGCGUCCAAAUCCAGCCGGGUGACCCUGAGGUCCCAGGAAGGGCCGCCAUACACAAUGUGCGGACUGUGGCGCCAAAUAAGGACAUGUUCUGCGCCUCUUUCAGACUGCUUCCAGAAGUCGCGUUCGCCUCGCGGUCCUAAGGAGAUCAGAGCUGCAUCGGGAUCUAUAGAUGCCUCGGAUGUCCA